This is a messenger RNA of Radiomyces spectabilis, 1691 nucleotides long. Its product is annotated as nucleoporin complex subunit 54-domain-containing protein. Bases 132 to 1496 code for a protein of 454 amino acids. Gene Ontology annotation, cellular component: nuclear pore central transport channel; nuclear pore. Lineage: Eukaryota; Fungi; Mucoromycota; Mucoromycetes; Mucorales; Radiomycetaceae. Gene Ontology annotation, molecular function: structural constituent of nuclear pore. Gene Ontology annotation, biological process: nuclear pore organization; protein localization to nuclear inner membrane; NLS-bearing protein import into nucleus. The record is from RefSeq and is a predicted model, not a curated record. The transcript is spliced from 6 exons.
UUUUCUCUUUUCCCUUAUUGAGGAGGGUGGCUUAGCCUCAUUCUUUGUUGGAGCGCUUUUUGGACUGCUGAGAGACACAGAGAGAGAAAGAGGCGCACGCGUUCAUUUUGCUUGAAACUUGGUCUAUUCAUAUGGCCUUUUCAUUUGGUACCUCCACUGCUAAUCCCACGCCAUCAUUUGGCGGUAAUGCAGGGUUUGGAUCUUUUGGUCAACCUGCGGCUUCUGGAAGUACCUUUACUUUUGGCAAUCCAGCGCCUGCCACUCCUUUCGGCACCAACACCAAUACAUCAACGGCUCCUGGAACAAAUACCACGCCAUCGACCAAUUUGUUCGGUAAUACCUCUGCUCCCAGCAACACCACCACGAUCAAUGCAGGCACUUCUCUCUUUGGCAACAAUGCCACAGCGACCAAUACCACAACCAAUACAGGCGGGUCAUUAUUCGGUAAUGCGACCACAGCCAAUACAUCGGGAAAUUCGCUCUUUGGCAACACCAACACAACGACGAGUUUAUUUGGACAAAAACCAGCUACUGGCACCACAGGGACCACAGGCGGUUUAUUUGGACAAUCCACCGGCGGUCUGUUUGGUCAAUCCGCCAAACCUGGCUUGACAUUAGGUGGUUUCGGAAGCAGUUUCAAUGCAGCAGGCAACAACAAGCAGGCACGAGACAAGCAAAUCUGGGAGUUGUUAAUGCAAGUAGAAAACGAAGAACGACAGAACAAAGUCAACGAAAUGUUGAGCGAAAAAGACUUUAAACCUGAUUACAUUUGGCAAGCCUUGGCAUUACUGAAAGCGAAAUGGGAUCCAUCCUCGCCUUUCUGUCAAUUCAAAUAUUACUUUUACAAUAUGGUGCCGCCACAGGAAGUCCAUCUGUACGUCAAACCGCCGAAUCAUGAUACCAAAGCAUGGGAAGAUGCCCAAAAAGCCAAUCCUGAUCCGUCAUGUAUGGUACCAGCAUUAGCAGUAGGAUUCGAGGAUUUGAAGAAACGCAUUGACGCGCAGGAGAAUCAAAGUGCAGCACAUAAAGCUAAAUUAACAGAUAUCGAGACAAAGAUCAAGCGAUUGCAACAAAAGGAGAUGCAAGAUACAUACACAAAACUAUCCGAAUACAAAAGACGACACAUGGAUUUGGCGCAGCGUUUUCUGAAGCAUGCGCAGGUGCUACGCAACAAGGGAUUAUCGAUCACACCAGAGGAGGAAGCAAUGCGAGUUCAAUUCGAAAACAUCCAAACCCAAUUACUACGAUCGGAUCAAUUCCACGGUAAACUGAGUCAAAUGUGGGCUCAGUUACAACUGAUUAAAGAAUCUGGACGAAAGUACGGCAAGAUCGACGGUGUGGAUGAAUGGGAUGCAGUGAGCGAUGAGCAUAUGACGCAGAUCACGAAUAUUCUUGGUGAACAACAGAAUGGCAUUCAACAUGUCAUUGAGAAUCUUCAAACCGAUAUCAAAGAAAUAGACACCAUCAACCAGGUAUAUCAUGCACAUCGUUCUUAAAAACUUAGUCUGGAAAGAAAAAUAAAACGAAAAAACCCAGUAAUGAAAUAUCACGCUUACAUGUUCAUUUUGUAUUCUAUACAAUAACGGAUCAUGGAGAAAAAGACAAAAAAAAAAUAUUGUGAUUCCCCCCUUGUCGCUUGUUUUUCUUUUUACUUGAUAUUUUGUGAUUAUUUUUUUUCAUAAGGUAUUGCA